Molecule: messenger RNA, 1041 nt
Organism: Symbiodinium pilosum
Lineage: Eukaryota; Dinophyceae; Suessiales; Symbiodiniaceae
Source: the annotation of a GenBank genome assembly
AUGUCCCUGCGCGGGGAGUCUGGAUGGCAGGCAACUCAUGCCAAAGCUUUCGGCAAGGAGCGUUGGCCCCAACUUCUCCGAGCGCUGCGGCAGCCCGUCCAGCAUGUGGCGCUGCUGAACCCCUUCUUGCCAACACCGCAGCGGGAGGAACUGGUGCAGCUGCAAAAACUGCAGCCUCACGAGGGGAUCCCUUUCGUGUUUGUGCGUGCAGAUGGGUCCUCCUGUUCCAACGAUGCAGAGGCUGACCAGGAUGGUGACGGGCUGCUUGCGGGCAAGGAGCUGGCUUCUGGAGAGGCUUCGGCAGCUCCAUCUGAGCUCCUGCCAUGCUACUUCUUGGAUGGUGCCUCUGCCGUGGCCGCAACAUUGCUGGAUCCUGCUCCAGGGGCGUCUGUUUUGGACCUUUGCGCAGCUCCUGGGGGCAAGUCGCUGAUGCUGGCAUCGCUACUUUUCGCUGGCCGCUCUGCAGCAGGAGGAGACUCUUCUGGAAAGCUGAUCUGCAAUGAAAUGUCGCGCCCUCGCUUAGCAAGGCUGCAGAAGGUGGUCUCCUCCUUCAUGCCGCCUGAGAUGCUGGCAGCAGGUGCUUCCGGAUGUGUAAGCCUGGUGAAUGUGGAUGCCGCGACUGGAUCCAUCCCAGUACCUUUGCAACGGCUGGCCCCCUUUGAUAGGGUCCUCGUGGAUGCGCCCUGCACCUCGGACCGCCAUUUGGUGCAGCAAGGACAGUCAGCCCUUGCUCAUUGGGCUGCCGGAGCAGUCAAGGCCAAUGCAGAGAGACAACUGGAGCUUCUGCGUGCAGCUGCUGUGCUGGUGAAGCCUGGGGGCCUGGUUCUGUAUGUCACUUGUGCGUUGGCGGAAGCUGAGAAUGACGGAGUGGUGUCCAAGUUUCUGAAGAAGUUUGGACAGGACUUCGAAGUGGAGGAGUUCGCUGAGCAGACUUCGCAGCUGCUGCAGGGGGCAGACGUCACCAGGUGCGGGGUGCUCAUCCUGCCUGAUCGAACGCCUUACGGCCCUAUGUACAUAGCCCGCCUACGGCGCCGCUCCUGA